UAUGUGUGUCGUGUCUUGUUAUUCUUUAGUCGAUGAUUCGACGCAGCGAUGGCGCCCGACGCAGAAUGUAACGAUUUGUCUGCUAACGAAAAGAAGCUCUAUGAGCUAAUCCAAGCGGGCAAGGUGGACGAGGUGAUAGAGAUUCUAAAUGAGAAAGAUGUCAGGAUAGACUGCUUAGACAAGCACGGCAUGACUCCUCUACAGCAGGCUGCCUACAAAGGAAACAAAGAGUUGUGCCAGCUGAUGCUCUCGCACGGCGCCGACAUCAACAGCAACCGGCACGAGCACGGCUACACAGCGCUCAUGUUCGCCGCGCUCUCUGGCAGCGAGGCUACGACGCGCGUGCUUCUCGAGUCCGGCGCACGCACGACGGCGACCAACUCCGUGCGGCGCACCGCCGCGCAGAUGGCCGGCUUCGUCGGCCAGCACCGCGUCGUCGCUCUCAUCAACAACUUCUACCCGCGCGACGAGCUCGCCUACUACACGCGCGCGCGCGGCCUCGACGCCGAGCCGAAGCUGCCGCCGCCGCUGCUCGGCCGCGUGCACGAGCUCGUGACGGCCGCCAACGUGCACCCGGUGAGCGUCGUGCGGCGGCUGCAGCGCGGCGGCGACUUGAUGCUCGGCGAGCUGGCGCGCGUCGAGCGCGUGCUGCGGCUCGUCGCCGAACGCGAGUACCGAUCGACGACCGAGCGCAACGACGUCGUCUCGCUGAAGAUGCACUUCCUCGCGGAGAUCUGCAAGGGAUGCCUCGACUGGAUGCGCGAGGCCGGCGGGGGAGGCGGCGCGGGAGGGGGCGCCGCCGAUGCGGCGCGGCCGGAGGCGCUCGACUCGUACCUGCGGACGCUGCUGCGCGGCCGCGACGUCGACGGGUUUCCCGUCUACCUGGAGAAGUUUGUGCGGCAGGCGAUCCGGAGCUAUCCGUACCCGGACAGCGUGCUGCUGCAGCAGCUCGUGCGUGCCGUUGCGCCCGUCACCGUCGGCGACCACCCGACGGCGCUGACGUCACUCGCGGCGACGCUGUCGGGCCAGCGCAACGCGGACGACGAUACGGGCGAGUGCGACACGUGCGGCAGCGACGGCGCGGCGAAGCGCUGCUCGGCGUGCCGCUGCGUCUGCUACUGCGAUGUCGCGUGCCAGCGGCUGCACUGGUUCACGCACAAGCGCGUCUGCAAGACGCUCGCCGCGCAGCGGCGCAUGGUGGAGGCGCGGCGCGAGCGGGAGACGCGCGAGCGGGAGGAGGGCGAGCGGGAGGAGGCGCGCCUGAAGGAGGAGGACGAGGCGUUCGAGCAGCAGUGCGAGGAUGACGAGGCCGCGUACGUGACGGACGAGGAGGAGGAGGCGGCGGCGAGGAAGCCGCCGGUGGGAGGCGUCAUCGAGACGCGGGAGGACGGCUCCGAACUCGUGCAGUGCCCCUUCACGGGCGCCGCCUACUGGAUGAAGGACGGCAAGGUGUUCAACCCGGAUGACGGGAAGGAGAUGCAGCCGAAUCCAGCCGACGUGGCCGUCACUUGCCCGUUCUCCGGGAUGACACAGACAGAGGGGAAGGCGGGAGAAAAUGCAGAUCCCAGUCAAGUGCAGCUGGAAGUGAAGGAGGAGUGAGUCCGGGAAUUCGAUCCGGUUUCAGAGGGAGGAUUUUGGACCUCAAUUUGUUGGCAUAGUCUAGCCUUUGUUGUCGUGUGGACAGUGUCUAGUGCAUAGUGAUCGUAGAAAUUGAUCUUAUUUAAGGCCUUGUCUGUGUUUUUCUGUUCGUUUCCCUAUAGGCCUAAACAGUCAUUGGGUAUUGUGCAAUGCCGUCCGUUUAAUUACAGCUACCGAGCUGGCAAAUAUGUGGAAUCGAUAGAAUCAUUAAAACGCACAUAAUUUAAGAUUUCAUAUUGCUGAACGAGGCUGAAAUAGGAGUGGAAUAAUAUUAUUGCUAUUAAUUUUUCUAUUUGCUAUUUUAAAAGGCAUUCGCAAGAAUAUCGUAUUGCGCAAUCGUUUAUAGCGCAACUCUGCUCCAUAUCUUUCCAUUUUCCCCGUCCGUGUUUCCGUUAGAUGUCGUAGAAUUUUCUAGAAUGUUCGUGGAAUAGGUACAAUAAGUCAUCAAAGAGCAUAUAUGUUAACGUUCAGCCAAUUACUGCCUGUCAUUAUUCACCCCCCCCCUAAGAUAUAUAUAGCCAGUGGGUU
Priapulus caudatus is the source of this 2166-nucleotide messenger RNA. RefSeq names its product ankyrin repeat and MYND domain-containing protein 2-like. The coding region runs from base 49 to 1599 and encodes 516 amino acids. The record is from RefSeq and is a predicted model, not a curated record. The transcript is spliced from 2 exons. NCBI's taxonomy places the organism in Eukaryota, Metazoa, Priapulida, Priapulimorpha, Priapulimorphida, Priapulidae. Gene Ontology annotation, molecular function: protein binding.